Messenger RNA from Xiphophorus couchianus (Monterrey platyfish), 5364 nucleotides. RefSeq names its product prostaglandin E receptor 4 (subtype EP4) c (gene ptger4c). Gene Ontology annotation, cellular component: plasma membrane. The transcript has 2 exons. The record is from RefSeq and is a predicted model, not a curated record. NCBI's taxonomy places the organism in Eukaryota, Metazoa, Chordata, Actinopteri, Cyprinodontiformes, Poeciliidae. The coding region runs from base 222 to 1673 and encodes 483 amino acids. Gene Ontology annotation, molecular function: prostaglandin E receptor activity. Gene Ontology annotation, biological process: adenylate cyclase-activating G protein-coupled receptor signaling pathway; negative regulation of inflammatory response; inflammatory response.
CAUCAGCACGCGGCUUAAAUACCUGCAACCUCGCGCGCUUGAAACAGUAAACAGAGCGGCUGCUUCUCCAUGUGGACAUGCUGAGAACUGAAGUGAACAGUUUCUCAUGAUUCACAAACUUUGCAGGCAUGGAUUAGCUUUUUUUCCCCCAAACUUUUUUUCUGCACUUUACUCAAAGUUCCGACUUAGUUGAUUAUUUUUUUAUUUAUUUUUUUUUAAGAAUGAUUAAUGAAACCGCUGCGUUUGGGGAACUGGACACCGAUGUUUCUGAGCCGAUGCACUCUCAUCUCCUCAGCCACAACCUCACGACCUUCCCCGCGCUCCGACUCGAGUCCAAGUCGCUGGUCACUUCAGCCACGAUGUUUGCCGUAGGAGUUCUGGGGAACCUCAUCGCCAUUGUCGUGCUGUGCGUCUCCAAGAAGGAGCAGAAGGAAACCACCUUCUAUACGCUGGUGUGCGGGAUGGCCAUCACCGACUUGCUGGGCACAUGCUUCACCAGCCCGGUGGUCAUCGCCACGUACGUGGCCAGCCGCUGGCCGGGAGGCGAGCUGCUCUGCCACUUCUUCUCCUUCUCCAUGCUGUUCUUCGGCUCAGCCGGGAUGUCCAUUCUCUGCGCAAUGGCUGUGGAGCGAUAUCUGGCCAUCAACCACGCCUAUUUCUACUCCAAGCACAUAGACCGGACCAUGGCGCGCUUUGCGCUCCUGGUCACCUACCUGGCCAACAUUGUGCUGUGCAUCAUGCCCAGCUUUGGCUUCGGCCAGCACGUCAGGCACUUCCCCGGCACUUGGUGCUUUCUGGACUGGAGGUCGGUGGAUCCGGUUGGCGCGUGCUACUCUUUCCUGUACGGCGGUGUCAUGCUGCUGCUGAUCGCGGUGACUGUCAUGUGCAACCUGGCGGUGUGCAGGUCUCUGGUGGGGAUGAACCAGAGGACGGGGAUCGUCAGGACGGAGCUGUGUGAGCACAGCGGGUUACGGCGUCGCUUCACCCGGCUGUCUUCUGUAACCUCUGCCGCAGAGAUCCAGAUGUUCUGGCUGCUGGUCUUCAUGACCAUCGUGUUUCUGGUCUGCUCCAUUCCGUUAGUGGUGCGAAUCUUUGUGAACCAGCUCUACGACCCCUCCUACAUCUCUGCUGGGGGGAGACCUGACUACCGGGGCGACAUGCUGGCGAUCCGCUUCGCCUCCUUCAACCCCAUCCUGGACCCGUGGGUCUACAUUUUGUGCAGAAAGAACCUGUUGCUGAAAGGCUGCGGAAGGCUCAAGAGUGUGAUCACUCGGGCAAAGGACGGCCGUGGGGACGAAAAGAGCUGGGUGGGGGGUCAAAACUCCCCCCCAUCUAUACACAGCAACGACACCAGUUACGCGUCGUUGCGCACGGCCAGCUACAGGAACGAGCCGAGGCUCCCGCUGACCAUCAAGAACACCUCUUUCACAGACUUCGCGCUCCGACAAGCGUGGGAGUACGACACGGCGCGGGUCAACUUCCACCCGUUCGGCGUGGAGUCCGCGGCGAUCAUCGGCAGCGAAGAGGAAGCAGAAGCAGCGACUCACCCGGGACAGGACGCGGCGGAGACGGCUUCUCCAGGGCGGGGCGGCGUGAUGCACGUCCGCAGAGUGGACAUCGUUACCUGCACGUUCAGCACCUCGAGCUCCAGUCAGUCUGCCAAAUGCUUCUGAUGCCCCCAGGGUGGGCUCCAGGGCCGUCCAGAGACAUUUAAUGAGCCAGGGGCGCAACGUCUAAAGAAAGGGGCUUUAGUCAAGAAAAAGACAACACACCGAUAUAAUUUAAAGCAUACCAAUAAGUGCCUCUUGAAGGUUUUCUUGAGGUUAUUGCUCAGUUCCACUCACCCUGUCUCUGUUUUCCAGAUGGCUGUAUAUUAUUUUUCUAUCUGUUUUUGUUUGCUUCCAUUUUUCUCCUUCCUUCCAUCAAACCAAACGUGUCAAAUUCAUGCAUUUUAUGUCAUUAAUGCGACAGUUGCACUCAUAAACAGGACAAAGCGUCAGAAUGUUUACAGUUUGUCUGUGACAGAGAAGGCAGCUGAAUUUUAUAAAUACGUAAAAUACUCAUGAAUCAUUUGGAUGCUGAGCAUUUUUAGCGGUUUUAGAUACAAACAGGAAGGCUUUCUGCCGAGGGUGGAACAACACCAUGAAAGAAAAUCAGGCUCUAAACAGGUUUUCUAGCUUUUCUAUUGCUUAUUUGCAUAACCAGUCCAUAAACAUGGGUGGUGAGCAAACAGAAAGCAUUGUAAGAAAACAAAACAAAAAUAAAAUAACGAAGAACGCUGAGGCUGGAGUUAGUGUCAUUUAACUUUUUAUGAUUCAGAGCUAAGUUAAAGGAUUGUUUACAUGUUUUAAAGUAGUCAGAACAUUUGGGAAAUAAAACCUCACAUAUUUAGACUGAUCAGUCAGACCUCAGCUGGAUUGAUCUACACUGAACAUUAUUACGAAAUCUUUAUUUUAUUUGUGAAACAACCAAAAAAACACAACAUUUUGGCGCCUCAGAACUACCUGAUGUAGGAAAACAUGAAAAGCACAAUGUUUUCACUGGUCAAGCCUGGAUUGAAAUAGUGUACAGUGAUUAUGGAUGCUGUGUUGGCCUGUUUCUAAAAGGUUAUUUUGGACAGCUGGCGUCUGUGGAGGAGUGCAUGUGUGUGUUGUGUCAGGGGAGUGAGGAAGCCUUCCAGAUCACCCAGGUGAAUGUUCUCUCUGCUGUUGGCUGCUGACUCGCAGCUCAGUGAGUUGAUUUCAUUGGUGUUUUUGUGUAAGUCUAGUGAAGGGUUAGCUCUGUAAACCUGUGGCUCUCUUCUAUAAGUGGGAGGUACCAGUCAUGUUUGUCCAGGUCCAGGACAAAACGAAGCUGCUCCAGAAAGCAGAGUGAGAGGGAAAUUGCCUGGUGGAUAAUUAGGGGAAGAAAUGUUUUGGAAAGUCUGAAAAUCUGAAGCUGAAGUUGUCAGCUGGAUUAAUGGAAAACCAACUCCAUCAUUAACUGCAUAUUGGAGUAAGAUAAAGCUUGUAAGUGACCGAGCAAUGGGAUGUCAAAGAAAUUUAAGGUGGGCAUUUUUGCAGGAAGGGAAAUGUGCAUCACCACUAAGGGCUGCACAUUAUAUCGUAGAUGUGUCAUCAUCACAGUGUCAAUGUGUGCAAUAUUCAUAUCGCAAAGGAGUGCAAUCAUUGUUGGCUAAAAUAUUCAAAGUGUUAUGAACUUGUAUUUUUCAUGCUAAUGUCAUAUUUUGCCACCUGGAUAGCAUUAUUUAAGUUUGAUGUUAUUUCAUUUUAUAAUGUAUUCAUUGCAGUAUUACUGAUAUCAUCCCCAUUGCAAGAUUUCUAAUAUUUUGCAGCCCUCACAUCAAGAAUAACUCUCAAAUACAGACAAAGAAUUAGGUUCAUUUUUAACAAGAUGACAGGAAGAUAGCAUAGCAUAAGGUGUUAUUCAAGCCAUCUGUUUAAAAUUUGUGUAUUUUUUCAUAUUGAGUUAUAAAAAAAAUCACAAUAUCAGUUUUUCCAAUAUUGUGCAGCUGUAGUUCCCAUAACGACCAGAGAGUAAGGCAGAUUGAAACACAUGUUUGGGAUUAACCUGGGUAUCAGGGAAAAUCAACUUUUUUAAGCUUUACUUUAUGUUCUGUUAUUUGAUCUUCAAAAACAUGCCUGGAGUGUUGCCUUGAUUAUUUCAUGCAUGUUUGAGGAAUCCUCAAAUCUCCCGGCGCAACCAAUCAGGGUGCAUAAACGCUUGCUCUCACCAAGUGAUGUGUUUUCCACACAACUCCUGCUUGGACUUCCUGAAGGAGGAGUGUCGGAAAGCGUAGGAGCUUCUUAAAGAGACAGAGACCGAUUUCAAGGCAUCAAACUGCAACGUCAUAAUUCUUUUAUGUUACUUUUGAUACAUAAAGCAUUUUCAUAACAACGGCAGUUAACACAGUUGCUUGUGCCAUAAAAUUACACCAUGUGCCUGGAAAACACAUAACACUGUCCCUUUAAGAAGGAUUUUAGUAGACUAUACCUUUAUUUCUUCUUCCUGGUCAUUAUAAGUGUUACUUCAACAUGUUUCAUGCUUUAGAAUGUAGAAAAAUCUCAUUAGAUGUGGAAAAAACAUAACAUUUUUCAAAGGUUUCCUCUCAGCAGAUUACCUCAGUGAUGUUAAAAAAGCAGGUUUCUGCCAGCAGGUUUUAUGAUCUAACAAGCUAAUGAAGUAUUAGCUUUUUCACACACUUUUUCACAAACUGGAGAGAAAAAUUCCAAUUUGUAACCUUUAUUUGAAACCGAAACACAGUGAGAUUUGUACGUUUGUGUAGAGACACGGGAAGGCACUGAAUGAAAGUUGCAGACCUCUGACAGCCAACUGUGGAGCCAAAACAAACACAAUUUAAUAAGAAAAAUAACAUCAAAUACCAGACAGAGUAAUGAUUUAAAUUAGACAUUUACAAAAGUUAAAUAUAGUUAAUUUGGAAUCAAUUCCCAAAUAAUUGUCAGUUACCUGUUGUAUUUUAUUCUUAUAACCCAAUGUUUAAUUUUUAUGGUUCUGGUUGUAUUUUUUCUUCCAGCAGUGUUGAGUUUUCUGUGUUUUCAGCCAAAUCGCAGCAAAGCGUCCAACCAAAAUGUGUCACAUUUUGUUGAACAUCUUAAAAACACUGUUCCACCUCAUGCAAUCAGCAAGGCCUGGCCAGGAUGAUGGGAAAUCCUGCCUAAUGAAACACUGGCAGCAUUUAGCCACUAAUCGUGAGUCGAACCAGCAGUGCACUCUGGUGGUGCUGGCUCACAUGCUGCUCUUUAGCCUAAAACUGGAUUUGGAAAAAUGUUCUACCAGCAUCUGCCAGAUGUCUUCAUAGCUCCCAAAAUAAAAGCACAAGACAAAAUGAGGUAGAAUGUAAGGUCUGAAGCUGUGCAUGGUGGAACUGGAGGAUUUUAAGGCCAGCAGCUGAAUCACUGUGGGGCGAAGAGCAAAACACGUUUUCCACUUCUCUGAUGAAAAAACAUCGGCUGCAGAAUGGAUCUGUGAAUGUUUGGGUUUUUUCUUCUAAGCACUGGAGCAGAAAUAUUAUAUUAAUCUACCCCAUGGGUACAAGUUGUGUAUGAUCCUCAGAGAUUAAUGCCCAAAGUGGAAAUGUUAGUGUCAUCCACUGUGCUGUUCAUCCAUCAUGUGUUGCUGUUGAUCUGUAUGCUCUCAUUUCAAGCACUGCUUUAUUUGUAAUGUGUGGAGAAUUUAAUGUAAACAUUGUGCAUUUGCUAGGUAUUCAUAUUGCAUAUUUUCAUUUUUAAGAUUUAUGCACUCACAGAAAAAAAAACGUCUUUUUUGUCAGACACUUUAAGAGAUUUAUGUUGGAUCUGUUGGUCGUGAGGAAAAAUAAAUAAAUGACUAAAACAUUAAAGCUGA